AUGGUUGCACCGCUUCCUGGAGAGACGGCCAUCUCGGCCAAGCGAGCUGAGCUCGCAGGCAAAGGUGGAAUAUUGGGUCUGUUGAGUAACAAGAAGACGUCUGCGAUUGGAUUAUUUGCCUCACUGGGUGGUCUGGUGUAUGGAUACAACCAGGGAAUGUUCGCGCAGGUCUUGACCAUGAACUCGUUUACCAAAGCCACACAAGGAUACGCUGCGACGACGAGUAUUCAGCAAGGCAUGUUGACGUCGAUCCUCGAGCUGGGUGCUUGGGUUGGAACCCUGUUCAACGGUUAUCUCGCCGACGCUGCCGGUCGCCGGCUAACUGUCCUGAUUGCGGUCGUCGUUUUCUGCGUUGGUGUGAUUGUCCAGGCGUGUACGCAGAAUAAGGACUAUGUCUUUGCAGGUCGGUUCGUUACUGGUCUGGGUGUGGGUAGUUUGAGUAUGGUCGUGCCUCUGUAUAACGCUGAGCUGGCCCCGCCUGAGAUUCGUGGAUCGCUUGUCGCUGUGCAGCAAUUGGCGAUUACAUUCGGUAUCAUGGUUUCCUUCUGGAUCGGCUAUGGAACAAACUACAUUGGCGGUACCGGGGACACUCAAUCCAACGCAGCCUGGCUGGUCCCUAUCUGCAUCCAGAUCCUGCCCGCUGUCAUCCUAGCUGCGGGUAUGAUGUUGUUCAUGCCACAGUCACCACGCCACCUGAUGAAUACCGGCCGCGAUGAAGAAUGCCUGCAAACACUAGCCCGUCUGCGUGGUACAUCGACGGAUGACCUGCUCGUCCGAAUUGAGUACCUCGAGAUCAAGAGUCUGCACCUCUUCGAGAAGGAGACUGCGGCCGAAAAAUAUCCCCAAUGGCAGGAUGGAUCGUUCAAGAGUCGCUUCCAGAUCGGACUGCAUGAUUACAUGUCGCUCAUUACGAAUCCUUCGCUGUUUAAGCGGACUACCGUUGCUUGCAUGAUCAUGGUCUUCCAGCAGUGGAAUGGAAUCAACGCCAUUAAUUACUACGCUCCCUUCAUCUUCCAGGACAUGGAACUCCCAGGAAACACAACCACCCUUCUGGCAACGGGUGUCGUCGGCAUUGUCGAAUUCCUCUUCACCAUCCCCGCUGUUCUGUGGGUCGACCAGAUUGGUCGCAAGAAGAUCCUGAUUGCUGGUGCAGCUGGAAUGGCCAUUUGCCACUUCAUCGUGGCGGGUAUCAUCGGGGCUUAUCAGCAUGAAUUUGGCGAACAUCGCGCGGCAGGAUGGACGGUUAUUGUGUUUGUGUGGAUAUUUGUGAUCAACUUUGCCUACUCUUGGGGCCCCGUUGCAUGGAUCGUCACCUCGGAAGUCUUCCCGCUCAGCAUGCGUGCGAAGGGCGUUAGUAUCGGUGGUAGUAGCAACUGGCUGAACAACUUCGCCGUCGCAACUGCUACAUCACCCUUCCUCAGCCAGAGCGCACUCGGUGCUUUCAUCUUCUUUGGCUGUAUUACUACCAUCGGCAUUUUCUACGUUAUCUUCUUCGUCCCCGAGACUCGUGGUCGCACGCUCGAGGAGAUGGACGAGCUCUUUGGAUCGUCUGGUAUGGCUGCUGCUGAUACUGCCCGUAAGACGCGUAUCGAAAGAGAGAUUGGACUUCUGGCUCUUGUGGGUGUCGAAGGCCCCGAGAGUGAGAAGAAGAUUGAGGAGGUUUCGCAUAGUGAAGAGUAUAAGCGUGAAGACGAGGGAGUGAAGCGGAAUUAG
Messenger RNA from Penicillium subrubescens, 1713 nucleotides. RefSeq lists its product as uncharacterized. Gene Ontology annotation, molecular function: carbohydrate:proton symporter activity. NCBI's taxonomy places the organism in Eukaryota, Fungi, Ascomycota, Eurotiomycetes, Eurotiales, Aspergillaceae. The record is from RefSeq and is a predicted model, not a curated record. Bases 1 to 1713 code for a protein of 570 amino acids. The transcript has 9 exons. Gene Ontology annotation, cellular component: membrane. Gene Ontology annotation, biological process: carbohydrate transport; transmembrane transport.